AUGGGAUUACUGAGCCGACUUCGCGGGCGUUCCAAGAGCCAGAGCCGUGCGGGGAACGCCGCCAGUUACGACCUCCGCAUGAACGGCGAUGUCCCUCCUUUGCCGUCCUGGUUGGGCGACCUCACCAAACAGCUGCCGGACCCGGUUCUUGCCCGGAUCUUCUCCUUCGUCUGCCCCCAUGCUGCCGACAAUUCCUACGAUACCUCCGAGGAGUCCAUGACCGAGGAUGGCUGCAUGCUCUGCGACAUGCGCGAUCUGGCGCACUGCGCGCUGGUUUCCCGCCGCUGGUACCCUAUCGCUCGGUCUCUACUUUACUCGCACGUACGCAUUGACGCCGUCCACUACUGCGAACUAGAAGAGAUCCUCGCCGCGAAGCGCAAGCGGCGCUCCCGCUUCGACCGCAAUGCGGUCCCCAUCGAUCCCCCACAAGUGCGCCUCUCCCUCUUCAUGCGCACCGUCCGUCUCUCGCGCGACCUUGGAAAUCAAGUCCUCUCCCUGCGCAUGCCCUACAUGAUGCGCGAAGCCAACAAGGCCGAGAUCGCGCGCACCAUCUCCGUACUCCCGAACCUGCGCUACGUCGACCUGCCCUCGGGCAUCUACACCGACGACCCAAACUGCCUAACCCUCAAACAAGAGCUCAUGGCCCGGUGCCCAGACUUGCGGCGCAUGACCUACCGCUCCGGCGCAGAGGGGUCCUUCGCACAGCUUCCCGACUCCCAGCUCUGGGGUAACCUCGAGAUCCUAGAACUCCAGAAUCUCCAGAUCGAGCCAUCGACACUCCGCCUCUCCCUCGCUUCAUUCCCAUACCUUAAAACCCUCACAAUCGACAAUACGCCCUACCUCGACGACUCCAUCUUCACCUCGGACCCAGGCCAGCUCCCGCCCUUUCCGCCCAUCCAACGCCUUACCCUCCGCAACACCCCAGCAAUCACAACAUCAGGCCUAACAUCAUUCCUCUCACACCCACUUCCUAGACAGAGCCUCCUCCACCUAACCCUCUCCUCAACGGGCAUAGCCCCCGCAACCUUACACCAAAUCCUCGCGCACGCACCCAGCCUGCAAGGCCUCGAAAUAACUCAAGAAGUAACCCGCUCUUUCCCACCCGAAAAAACACCCCCAUUAGCAUCAAACUCCCUCCGCCUUCUACACUACGAAAUAACCUCGCCACCAGGCACCUACGGUGUCCCACCCAAGGCAGCGAGCUACUACACUUACCUCAUCUCAACGCUCAUGUCCAAUUCCCUCCCCGCAUUGGCAGACCUGUACGUCCGCGACGCAGAUUUCCCAGAGGCGCUGCUUAUAGCCCCGCCUCCACGACUGUACGGGGGAGGCGAGUCCGGUCCGCAGUUCAUGGGUGGAGGCCUUGCAAGACCCUUGAAUGUAUACAGUAAAGGUCUCGAUGAGCUAGAGUGGAACUUCACUCCGUAUGAGCCGCUCGGCCCGUCAACCGGUGGGAGGAGGGAUAGCGUGACGAGGCCGGUGAGUUUGCACGGGGCGUCGCUUAGUCGGAGUUGGGGCGGGGAUGCGAGGAAGAGUGUGCUUGUGGGCAAUGGGUUCGGUGGGUUUCUGGCUGUGCCUGUUGAUGAUGGGAGGCCCAAGAGCAGUGGUGGGUUUAGGAGAGAUAGUCGGGGGGAUUUAUGGCGGUAG
Molecule: messenger RNA, 1647 nt
Organism: Aspergillus mulundensis
Lineage: Eukaryota; Fungi; Ascomycota; Eurotiomycetes; Eurotiales; Aspergillaceae
Product: F-box domain protein
Exons: 2
Coding region: 1-1647 (548 amino acids)
Molecular function (GO): protein binding
Source: RefSeq, a predicted model, not a curated record